AUGCUGUCUGCUUUAUGUACGAAGGCCCUUCGCGGCGCUCGGCCUCUAGAACGUGCUGCUUCCAGCGUCGUCGAAUUGCCCAAGUUGCAAGACUUUGGAGUUCAAAACGAACCGGUUCUCGCCUACCGGGAAGGCAGUAAAGAACGUAAGGAGCUUGCCGCAGAAUUGAAACGCACGGCUGCAGUAACCGAGGAAGUACCGAUUGUUAUUGGUGACGAAUUUAUAAAGGAGGGUGAUGUGAAAUAUCAAGUGAUGCCUCAUGAUCAUAACAAAAAACUAGCCAAGUUCUAUUACGCCAGCGAGAAAACUAUACAGAAAGCAAUUCAAGUGUCUGUGGAUGCCCAAAGAAAAUGGGACCGCACCCCGAUCGAAGAACGCGUACGCAUCUGGCAAAAAGCCGCCGAAAUGAUGGCAGGAGAACACCGCCAGCGACUCAAUGCUGCAACAAUGCUUGGUCAGUCCAAGUCUGUGGUUCAAGCUGAAAUUGAUUCCGCAGCUGAGCUCAUUGAUUUCUUCAGGUUCAAUGUAUACUUUCUAAAAGAGAAUGCCAAGUAUCAACCUAUAUCAGAAAAUCCCACCGUUACCAGAAACAGUUUAAGGUUUAGAGGAAUUGAUGGGUUCAUUGCAGCUAUAAGCCCAUUCAACUUCACUGCCAUUGGAGGAAACCUUGCUUACACCCCUGCCCUUAUGGGGAAUGGUGUAUUGUGGAAACCGUCAGAUACUGCCUUAUUAUCGAACUGGAGAAUUUUCAACAUCAUGAGAGAAGCGGGCUUGCCUACCGGAAUUGUUAAUUUUGUGCCUGCAGAUGGGCCUACUUUUGGACGUACCAUAACUACUUCACCAGACCUUGCUGGUAUUAACUUUACUGGUUCUGUUCCAACUUUUAAUUGGCUGUGGAAUGAAGUAGGGAAAAACCUUAACCGCUACAAGAACUAUCCUAGACUCAUUGGAGAAUGUGGAGGGAAGAACUACCACUUUAUCCAUCCCACUGCUGAUGUAAGAUCUGUUGUCACAGCAACAAUUCGUUCAGCUUUUGAAUAUUGUGGACAAAAAUGCUCAGCUUGUUCCAGAAUGUAUGUUCCUCGAUCACUGUAUGAACCUAUUAAACAAGGUCUUCUUGAGGAACGAUCGAAACUAAAAGUUGGAGACCCAAUAGACUUUUCAGUAUUUACAGGUGCAGUUAUUGACAAUAAAGCUUUUAGCAGAAUUACAGGCUAUAUCAAAAAUGCUAAAAACAAUGCUAAGAAUAAGAUCCUUGGUGGUGGUGAGUAUAAUGACAGCAAAGGCUACUUCGUUCAGCCCACUAUCAUUGAGACUGUGGAUCCACAUGACAAGCUUAUGACAGAGGAGAUCUUCGGCCCCGUUUUGACAAUGUACGUAUAUGAUGAUAAGGAUGUCAUGAAAACUCUCUCAUUAGUUGGUUCAUCAACUAAAUUUGCAUUAACUGGAGCUGUAUUUGCUAAUGAUAAGAACUUCCAAAUAACCGCACUUGAAGAACUCCGCUACACUGCAGGUAAUUUCUACAUUAAUGACAAGUCAACAGGCUCGGUAGUUGGGCAACAGCCGUUUGGCGGUGGUCGCAUGUCUGGGACUAAUGAUAAAGCUGGAGGACCUAACUACGUAAUGCGUUGGACCUCACCACAAUCUAUCAAGGAAACAUUCGUACCCCUGCGUGAGAUAGACUACCCGUACAUGAGAGAU
Messenger RNA from Iphiclides podalirius (scarce swallowtail), 1701 nucleotides. The record is from the annotation of a GenBank genome assembly. Lineage: Eukaryota; Metazoa; Arthropoda; Insecta; Lepidoptera; Papilionidae.